CAGACACCUUGUGGCACAGCACGGCUUUCAAGAGGAAACCUCUGCCCUGCCUACACUUAGGUCCUUCUGUGCAGGCUGCUGCAGCUGGGACCCAAGAUGCCAGCUGUCCAGCUGCUGUUUCUGGCCUGCCUGGUAUGGGGAAUAGGGGCCAGGACAGCACAGUUCCGAAAGGCCAAUGAUCGGAGUGGCCGAUGCCAGUACACCUUCACUGUGGCCAGCCCCAAUGAAUCCAGCUGCCCUGAGCAGGUUCAGGCCAUGCCAAUCAUCCAAGAUCUUCAGAGAGAAAGCAGCGUCCAGCGUGCAGACCUGGAGUCCACCAAAGCCCGGCUCAGCUCCCUGGAGAGUCUCCUCCACCGUCUGGCCUUGGGCCAGGCUGUUGGACCCCAGGAGGCUCAGGAGGGGCUCCAGGGAGAGCUGAGUGCCCUGAGGAGGGAGCGAGACCAGCUGGAGACCCAAACCAGGGAGCUGGAGGUGGCCUAUAGCAAUCUCCUCCGAGACAAGUCAGCUCUAGAGGAGGAGAAGAGGCAACUGGGACAAGAAAAUGAAGAUCUGGCCAGGAGGCUGGAAAGCAGCAGCCAGGAGUUAGCAAAGCUGAGGCAGGGCCAGUGUCCCCCAACCCAACACUCCUCUGGAGAGGUGCUGCCAGGCUCCAGAGAAGUCUCUCAAUGGAAUUUGGACACACUCGCCUUCCAGGAACUGAAGUCAGAGUUAACUGAGGUUCCUGCUUCCCAAAUCUUGAAGGAAGGGUCAUCUGGCAACCCCAGGAACAAAGAGGGGGCCAAUGGAUGUGGAGCACUGGUCUGGGUAGGAGAGCCAGUCACUCUGAGGACGGCUGAAACCAUCACUGGCAAGUAUGGGGUGUGGAUGAGAGACCCCAAGCCUGCACGCCCCUACACCCAGGAGACCACGUGGAGGAUUGACACGGUUGGCACAGACAUCCGCCAAGUGUUUGAGUACAGCCUUGUCAGCCAGUUUGAGCAGGGCUACCCCUCAAAGGUUCAUGUGCUGCCCCGGGCUCUGGAAAGCACAGGAGCUGUGGUGUAUGCAGGGAGCCUCUAUUUCCAGGGGGCCAAGUCCAGAACCCUGCUCAGAUAUGAGCUGAACACUGAGGUGGUGAAGGCUGAGAAGGAACUCCCUGGAGCUGGCUACCAUGGACAGUUCCCAUAUGCUUGGGGUGGCUACACUGACAUUGACUUGGCCAUAGACGAGAGUGGCCUCUGGGUCAUCUACAGCACAGAGGAGGCCAAAGGCGCCAUAGUCCUUUCCAAACUGAACCCAGAAAAUCUGGAACUUGUGCAUACCUGGGAGACAAACAUCCGUAAGCAGUCUGUGGCCAAUGCGUUUGUCAUCUGUGGCACCUUGUACACCAUCAGUAGCUACUCCUCAGCCCAUGCAACUGUCAACUUUGCCUAUGACACAGGUACAGGGAUCAGCAAGACCCUGACCAUCCCAUUCAAGAACCGCUACAAGUACAGCAGCAUGAUUGACUACAACCCCCUAGAGAGGAAGCUCUUUGCCUGGGACAACUUCAACAUGGUCACCUAUGACAUCAAGCUCUCCCAGAUAUGAGAAACCCCUAUCCCUAUCAGCAAAAGCAGGAGGAGGUGAAGUUUAAGGCUCUGGUUGGAGCAGCUGAAGGGAACAGCCAGCCAUUUGUAUAUGGCUUCUCUCGACACCCCAAGCCUUCAUGAAUCCAGGACAAUGUGUACAGUCAUCUGACUAGAAGGGCUGGCAACCUAAGGGCUUCGUUUCAUAUAAUAGGUUUUCUUCUGUCAUUUUUAAGGGAUGUUCAUCUAAAACAGUUAACAUCAUAUGGCAAUCUGGGCAAAAGCUAUACAGCAUGGUAGUUUCUUCAUGGAGCCAUUGCUCUGGCAAGUUGUCUGGUUAUCAUAAGCCUUGGUAAGCAGUAGUUCUAACAAAAAGGAUCACUCUUGUGACCAGAAGGUGCAUUUACCACAGCUUGUUUCUAAGCUUCAGAUACAAUUUAUUUGGGUGUUAUGUAUCCCUUUGCCUUGUGAAAUAAAGUUAUCUUAUACAUUACCUUCCCUGAAA
Molecule: messenger RNA, 2052 nt
Organism: Nannospalax galili (Upper Galilee mountains blind mole rat)
Lineage: Eukaryota; Metazoa; Chordata; Mammalia; Rodentia; Spalacidae
Gene: Myoc
Product: myocilin
Exons: 3
Coding region: 97-1569 (490 amino acids)
Biological process (GO): signal transduction; osteoblast differentiation
Cellular component (GO): Golgi apparatus
Source: RefSeq, a predicted model, not a curated record